UCAAUUACCUUUGAAAACUGAAAAAAUCAUUUAUAAUUAAUGAUUGUUAAUAAUCAAAUUUUAGAAAUAUUAAGCGGAUUUUUAUAUUUUUGAAAUACUGUUCCGUUCUAUGGAAUCCUUCUCUGGUUAAUCACAUCGUAGGAUUCUAAGACGAUUUCUACGUUGCAAUAUUAAGUUGUAACCCCAGUGAUUACUAUUUGGAUUUACCAAUAUAUAAUAUACAAAGUAGCCUUAAUUAAAAAACACUUGUCUACAAAUAGUAGUUGAGUUAGUUAGAGAUUUCAAUUUAAAAAAGUUAGUUGUUGUGAAAACCAUUUAUAUAAAAUCAAUGUCUACAGAAGAUUUGAAAGAAGCUAUUAAAGAAACUCAUAUUCUUGAAAUGUUGGAUCAUCCUAAUAUCAUAAAAUACUAUAAAAGUUUCCAAAGUGAACAAAAUUUUCACAUUGUAAUGGAAUAUGCAACUCAUGGUUCUCUUGAAAAUUUUGUCAGUAAAUGUUCUCUUUCAUCUGAUCAUAUUGCACAAAGUUGUGUACUAAAUAUUUUUAGUCAGCUUAUAAUGGCAGUUAAUUAUAUACAUAAAAUGAAAAUAAUACAUCGUGAUAUUAAUCCUAUGAAUAUAUUAUUAACUGGAAGUCAAGGAACUGUUGUAAAACUUGGUGAUUUUGGUUCUUCUCAUUUAUUAAAUAGUGAUAAGGUUUCAAGUGGAAACAACUGUACUCCUUGCUAUAUGUCUCCAGAACAAUGUUGUGGAAAACCUUUGAGACUAAAAAGUGAUAUCUGGCAAGUUGGUUGUGUUUUAUAUUAUUUGAUGUCUAUGAAGCAUCUAUUUUAUGGACAGAGUUUAGCUGAAGUAGUCUCGUGUAUUGUAGAAGGUGUUUUCAAUCCUUUGAAAACUAUUAAUUAUUAUGAUGCAGAUUUAGUACGGCUUAUGUCUGAACUGUUAAACCAUGAUCCAACUAACAGGCCAGAUGCCAGUGAAAUACUAUCACAUCCACAUGUACUUCCCUUUAUAUUACAUUCAACAAAUCAUUGGUUAAAAUCAGGUAGAAGAUCUAUUGGUAAAAAGUAAUAUUAUUGUCAGCUUAAUACUUUGUUUAUAUAUGCAAGUUUGAUUAAUCAAUUUAUAAAACAUAUAUUGACAUGAGUGAUAACAAAUUUAAAUAGUUUAUGUAAUAAUUAAAUUUUGACUUUAUUUGUUAAAACAUCUGAGAUAUCAUCAAAUGCAUUUAAGAUGUAGAUACACUGGAAAUUUUGUUUGUGAAUUAUGUAUUAUUUAAUUUUUUUGUACAUUUUUUCAUAAAAAUAAAGUAAACUACUUAUAGAUUUAUUGUAAGUUAUGAUAUUCAUCUAAUAAAGUUAUGGUUCAAUAAUAAUGUAAUAUUUUGUUGCAGAUAUUAUACUUUCAUGUAA
Messenger RNA from Daktulosphaira vitifoliae (grape phylloxera), 1410 nucleotides. RefSeq names its product serine/threonine-protein kinase Nek8-like. Gene Ontology annotation, molecular function: ATP binding; protein kinase activity. The record is from RefSeq and is a predicted model, not a curated record. Gene Ontology annotation, biological process: protein phosphorylation. Bases 329 to 1069 code for a protein of 246 amino acids. The transcript is spliced from 6 exons. Lineage: Eukaryota; Metazoa; Arthropoda; Insecta; Hemiptera; Phylloxeridae.